CGCCUUCUUCAUCCGAAGACUUUGAGGAGCGUCUCCGACCUGCGUCGCCCGCGCAUGAGCCGCUGAAGGGCUGGAUGUCCGAACAACAUGAUUAUCCAUUAAACUCCAAACUUUUCUCUUUUUUUAACCCAGAGCAUAUCGGUGAUUUUUGUCCACUGCUCGGAGGAGAAGAGCGAGCCCAGGGCUCCUGAAAUGCAACAAAAUCCUUAUUUAUAAACAAGUCCAAGGUAGUGAUAUGCAAGACCUCCUCUACUCGGUGAAUUUUCUAUCCUAUGGAUAUCGAUCUUGAGCUUUGAGACUGGCGAGCCCUCUGCACUGGGUCCGGCAGCCUCGAUCCUUUCAAUGCCUGGUUUUCCCUGGGAUUGCUGGCCUUCUCUGGAGAUCAGAGCGGUCCUCUGUGCCAUGGGCUGUAUUCAGAGCAUCGGCGGCAAAGCCAAAGUCUUCCGGGAAGGUAUUACGGUGAUUGACGUGAAAGCCUCUAUCGACCCCAUCCCCACCAGCAUCGAUGAGUCCUCCAGUGUGGUGCUCCGCUACCGCACACCCCACUUCCGGGCCUCUGCCCAAGUCGUCAUGCCCCCGAUCCCCAAGAAGGAGACCUGGAUAGUUGGCUGGAUUCAGGCAUGCAGCCACAUGGAGUUCUACAACCAGUAUGGGGAUCAGGGCAUGUCCAGCUGGGAGCUCCCAGACCUCCAGGAGGGCAAGAUUGAGGCCAUCAGUGACUCAGACGGGGUGAACUACCCCUGGUAUGGCAACACCACAGAGACAUGCACCAUCGUGGGCCCCACCAAAAGAGACUCCAAGUUCAUCAUCAGCAUGAAUGACAACUUCUACCCCAGCGUCACGUGGGCCGUGCCGGUUAGUGAGAGCAAUGUGGCCAAACUGACCAACAUCUACCGGGACCAGAGCUUCACCACCUGGCUGGUGGCCACCAACACCUCAACCAACGACAUGAUCAUCCUGCAGACACUGCACUGGCGGAUGCAGCUCAGCAUCGAGGUGAACCCCAAUAGGCCCCUGGGCCAGCGGGCCCGGCUGCGGGAACCUAUCGCCCAGGACCAGCCCAAGAUCUUGAGCAAGAAUGAGCCCAUACCACCCAGCGCCCUUGUCAAGCCCAACGCCAACGAUGCACAGGUCCUCAUGUGGCGGCCCAAGUAUGGGCCCCCAAUGGUAGUGAUCCCGCCCAAGCACCGGUAACAGCCAAGGUACCUGCUAAGUCAGACUCACCAAUAAUAAUAUUGCUCAGAAUGAACCCAAACACACUCUGUCAUUCAACAAAAUACAACCAUUCUACCUUUCCCAGCGGGACGGAUCUCACUGUGCUAAUGCCCAAGAUGGCCUCCCCCGGCUCUCUCAGAACCCGCUUCCUUGCAGGGAGGGGGGGACCCAAAUGGGACAAACCCCACAUACGUCCAUCAGUGUCAUCACCUUCCAUCUUCCUUCUCCUUUUCUCACGGUUUCAUUC
Messenger RNA from Orycteropus afer afer, 1462 nucleotides. It is a transcript of the gene FAM78A, whose product is annotated as family with sequence similarity 78 member A. The record is from RefSeq and is a predicted model, not a curated record. Lineage: Eukaryota; Metazoa; Chordata; Mammalia; Tubulidentata; Orycteropodidae.